AGUAUCCAUAGCUUUUUUGAUGGAUUAUUGCAUAUAUAUAUGCUCAUUGGAAGACACGUUUACUCAUAUUGUCAUCACUCAGACAUCAAUAUGAAGUAUGUUUGUGUCCUAUUAAUCAUAGCUCUGUUCGUUGGAAGCAGCUUUCAAAGAUGCCUGAACAACAAAGUAAAGCGCGCUGCUGAAGUAGAAGAUACUACAUCAGCCGGCGAUACAACAGAUAUCACAUUUGCAACUGAGGCAAGCUUAGAGGAUGCUGAUGAUGAUAGCACGAAUGAAAGUGUAGAUGACACAACCUCUACUGCUGAUGCAGAAGCUCGCACCUCUUCAAGAGUAAAGCGCGCUGCUGAAGGAGAAGAUACUACAUCAGCCGGCGAUACAACAGACAUCACAUUUGCAACUGAGGCAGGCUUAGAGGAUGCUGAUGAUGAUAGCACGAAUGAAAGUGUAGAUGACACAGCCUCUACUGCUGAUGCAGAAACAAGCACCUCUUCAAGAGUAAAGCGGGCUGCUGAUGAGUCUACCAGUGUAACAACCGGUACAGGUUCAGGUGAUGAUACCACAGCGGUGACAGAAAGCGUAGAUGACACAAACUCUAAUGACGAUGCAAGCAAUUGCUCUUGUUUAGAAGAUAUAUCAUCAGCUGGUGAUGCAACAGAUAACACAUUUGCAACAACUACAGCAGGCUCUAGUGAUGCUAACGAUGAUGCCACAGCUUCUACUAAUAAUGCAAACACAGCCGCAUCUUCAAAGUGAAAUGUUCCAUGAUAUCAUAGAAGCAGCAACUGAGGGAGGCGCAGCUGCAGAUAUGCAUAAAAUAAUGAAUAGUAAAACAACAAAUUAAUAUUUCCUUAUAAUUUACAUUAAUAAUUAUCUAAAUAAAUACAAAUUAAAAUUUUAUGAUGCUUAA
Messenger RNA from Leptidea sinapis, 907 nucleotides. RefSeq names its product dentin sialophosphoprotein-like. The coding region runs from base 40 to 753 and encodes 237 amino acids. NCBI's taxonomy places the organism in Eukaryota, Metazoa, Arthropoda, Insecta, Lepidoptera, Pieridae. The record is from RefSeq and is a predicted model, not a curated record. The transcript has 7 exons.